Messenger RNA from Candidula unifasciata, 178 nucleotides. The record is from the annotation of a GenBank genome assembly. Lineage: Eukaryota; Metazoa; Mollusca; Gastropoda; Stylommatophora; Geomitridae.
AUGCCACCCCCUCCCCCACCACCACCUCCUGGUCCAGGGCCACCACCACCGCCACCAGCAUCAGGUGGAGGCUCCAAAGGGGGAGGAGCACCACCCCGAUCUGCUCUCUUAGAUCAGAUUCAUCAAGGGGCAAGAUUAAAGAAAGCUGUAACAAAUGAUCGGAGUGCACCUCAGAUAG